This is a messenger RNA of Onychomys torridus (southern grasshopper mouse), 5610 nucleotides long. It is a transcript of the gene Grik3, whose product is annotated as glutamate ionotropic receptor kainate type subunit 3. Gene Ontology annotation, biological process: modulation of chemical synaptic transmission; monoatomic ion transport; synaptic transmission, glutamatergic. Bases 445 to 3204 code for a protein of 919 amino acids. Gene Ontology annotation, cellular component: kainate selective glutamate receptor complex; presynaptic membrane; postsynaptic membrane. NCBI's taxonomy places the organism in Eukaryota, Metazoa, Chordata, Mammalia, Rodentia, Cricetidae. The record is from RefSeq and is a predicted model, not a curated record. The transcript is spliced from 16 exons. Gene Ontology annotation, molecular function: kainate selective glutamate receptor activity; transmitter-gated monoatomic ion channel activity involved in regulation of postsynaptic membrane potential.
AGGGAGUGUGUGUGCGCGUGCAACUCCACUCCGGGGCUUUGUGCGAGCCCGGGCGAUAGCAUCGGCGGCGGCUGGAGGAGGAGCGGCCGGAGACGCGUGCAAGCCCGCCCGGCAGCCGGGGCAGGUGGGAAGCCCGCGCGGGAGCCGAGCUGACACGAGCCGGAGACGCCGCAGCCGAGUCCGAGCGGAGCCCGGGCGGAGCCCAGGAGCUCUCGCUCGCGGGCGGCCCGUGGGCGGCAGCCGAGGCGGGGCGGGCGCCGGCGGGGCGGCCCCCCAGUAAGAUGUGCGCAGCGCCGCGGGGCGCCCCCUACUCGCAGAGGCGCUCGGGAGCCGGGCGGCUGGGCCAGGCGGCGCCUCGGGGGCUGCUGCGCGCCCGCGCCUAGAGCUGCCGCCCCAGGGAGCCCGCCACGGCCGCGCCCCGGGCACGCUCGGUGGCGCCCAACGAUGACCGCUCCCUGGCGGCGCCUCCGGAGUCUGGUUUGGGAAUACUGGGCCGGGCUCCUCGUGUGCGCCUUCUGGAUCCCAGACUCGCGCGGGAUGCCCCACGUCAUCCGGAUCGGAGGAAUCUUUGAGUAUGCGGACGGCCCCAACGCCCAGGUCAUGAACGCCGAGGAACAUGCCUUUCGAUUUUCUGCCAACAUCAUCAACAGGAACAGGACUCUGCUGCCCAACACAACCUUGACUUAUGACAUUCAAAGGAUUCAUUUCCACGACAGCUUUGAGGCGACCAAGAAGGCCUGUGACCAGUUGGCCCUGGGUGUAGUAGCCAUCUUUGGACCAUCACAGGGUUCCUGCACCAAUGCCGUCCAGUCCAUCUGCAACGCCUUGGAGGUGCCCCACAUCCAACUUCGCUGGAAGCACCAUCCCCUGGACAACAAAGAUACCUUCUAUGUGAACCUCUACCCUGACUACGCCUCUCUCAGCCAUGCCAUCCUCGACUUGGUCCAGUCCCUCAAGUGGCGGUCAGCAACCGUGGUCUAUGAUGACAGCACAGGUCUCAUCCGGCUGCAGGAGCUCAUCAUGGCCCCAUCCAGGUACAACAUUCGCCUGAAGAUCCGCCAGCUCCCCAUCGACUCGGAUGACUCUCGGCCCUUGCUCAAGGAGAUGAAGCGGGGCCGGGAAUUUCGCAUCAUCUUCGAUUGCAGCCAUACCAUGGCAGCCCAGAUCCUCAAGCAGGCCAUGGCUAUGGGCAUGAUGACUGAGUAUUACCACUUCAUCUUCACCACUCUGGAUCUCUACGCACUAGACCUGGAACCUUACCGCUACUCGGGGGUGAACCUGACUGGGUUCCGCAUACUCAAUGUGGACAACCCCCAUGUCUCAGCCAUUGUGGAGAAGUGGUCCAUGGAGCGGCUCCAGGCAGCUCCCCGGGCGGAGUCUGGCCUGUUGGAUGGAGUGAUGAUGACUGACGCAGCCCUGCUCUACGAUGCUGUCCACAUCGUGUCUGUGUGCUACCAGCGGGCGCCGCAGAUGACCGUGAACUCUCUACAGUGCCAUCGGCACAAGGCCUGGCGCUUUGGCGGCCGCUUUAUGAACUUCAUCAAGGAGGCUCAAUGGGAAGGAUUAACUGGACGGAUUGUUUUCAACAAAACCAGUGGUUUGCGGACUGAUUUUGAUCUGGACAUCAUCAGCCUGAAGGAAGAUGGCCUGGAGAAGGUUGGGGUGUGGAGUCCAGCUGACGGUCUCAACAUCACUGAGGUUGCCAAAGGCCGAGGUCCUAAUGUCACCGACUCUCUGACCAACAGGUCGCUCAUUGUCACCACUGUGCUGGAGGAGCCCUUUGUCAUGUUCCGCAAGUCCGACCGGACCCUGUACGGCAAUGACCGCUUUGAGGGCUACUGCAUUGACUUGCUCAAGGAGCUGGCGCACAUCCUGGGCUUCUCCUAUGAGAUCCGGCUGGUGGAAGAUGGCAAGUACGGGGCACAGGAUGACAAGGGCCAGUGGAACGGCAUGGUCAAGGAGCUCAUUGACCACAAAGCAGAUCUGGCCGUGGCUCCCCUAACCAUCACCCAUGUCCGAGAGAAGGCCAUCGACUUCUCUAAGCCUUUUAUGACCCUCGGAGUGAGCAUCUUAUAUCGCAAGCCCAAUGGCACCAACCCCAGUGUCUUCUCCUUCCUCAACCCCCUUUCCCCAGACAUCUGGAUGUACGUGCUCCUCGCCUACCUGGGUGUCAGCUGUGUCCUCUUCGUCAUCGCCAGAUUCAGCCCUUACGAGUGGUAUGAUGCCCACCCUUGCAACCCCGGUUCCGAGGUGGUGGAGAAUAACUUCACACUGCUCAACAGCUUCUGGUUUGGAAUGGGCUCCCUCAUGCAACAAGGCUCUGAACUAAUGCCCAAAGCUCUGUCUACCCGAAUCAUCGGUGGCAUCUGGUGGUUCUUCACACUCAUUAUCAUCUCGUCCUACACGGCCAACCUGGCUGCCUUCCUGACUGUGGAGCGCAUGGAGUCACCCAUCGACUCUGCUGAUGACCUGGCCAAGCAGACCAAAAUUGAGUAUGGUGCUGUCAAGGAUGGGGCCACCAUGACCUUCUUCAAGAAAUCCAAGAUCUCUACCUUCGAGAAGAUGUGGGCCUUCAUGAGCAGCAAGCCCUCAGCACUGGUGAAGAACAACGAGGAAGGGAUCCAGCGAACGCUCACAGCCGACUAUGCUCUGCUCAUGGAGUCCACUACCAUAGAGUACAUCACACAGAGGAACUGCAACCUCACCCAGAUCGGUGGCCUCAUUGACUCCAAGGGCUAUGGCAUUGGCACACCCAUGGGCUCCCCCUACCGGGACAAAAUCACAAUUGCCAUUCUGCAGCUGCAGGAAGAGGACAAGCUUCAUAUCAUGAAGGAGAAGUGGUGGCGAGGCAGCGGGUGUCCUGAGGAAGAGAACAAGGAGGCCAGCGCCCUGGGCAUCCAGAAGAUCGGCGGCAUCUUCAUCGUCCUGGCUGCCGGCUUAGUCCUGUCCGUGUUGGUGGCAGUGGGCGAGUUUAUAUACAAACUCCGCAAGACAGCGGAGCGGGAGCAGCGCUCCUUCUGCAGCACAGUAGCCGAUGAGAUCCAUUUCUCCCUCACCUGCCAGCGCCGUCUCAAGCACAAGCCGCAGCCUCCUCUGAUGGUCAAGACUGACGCGGUCAUCAACAUGCACACAUUUAACGACCGCAGGCUUCCAGGCAAGGAUAGCAUGAGCUGUAGCACUUCGCUAGCCCCCGUCUUCCCCUAGACGUGGGUACAGCGGGGACAUCAGGCCUGGUCCACGCAGAGGAAAGCAAAGGAGACCGGAAGGGACAUCCUCAUCUCAUGCUGGCCUUGGGGGUGGAGCUGCUGCCUGCAUCCAGCUGUGGACCAUCCAGCUGUGGACCAUCAGCUCUUACCUACCAGGAAACCAGUGGGCCCUAGGCCAGCAGCUUGGGCUUCAUCUCCUCUUGUCUUUUCUGUGGCUUUCUAAAGCUGUGAAGGCCAGCGAAAGCACAUGCCUCUCAGGCUCCACUCGCCACCCCUCUCUUCUCCAUAGCCAGGUAUUUCUGCCAUGGCUCUGCGAGGCCUCUGAAGAUAGCUCUUAUACUCUCUUCCUUUCCCUCAAGCCUGGGACCUUCUCGCAUGCAGCCAUGAGAGCAGAGACGCCAGCUUUGAACACCUUCAGGAUGUUCUGAUGAGGCUGCCUGUGGAAGUCCAAAGGCAGCCGUCCAUCCAUCUAUGAAUGGAAGCAAGGUUUCAUGAGCCUUUAAGGGCUGUUCACCUCGGUCUGGUCUUCUCAACCUGGAUUCACCCACAGCAGCCCCUUGGCAACAUGGGAAGAAGUGUGGAAAGGAGGAGUUUGGUAUGGGAGAAGGAGAGCGCACAGAUGGAGGCUGCAGUCUCAGAUGCUAAAGUCCAGUGUCCCAAGGCAAGGGUGUUUAGGAAGUCUCCGAGAACGUGAGUGAGGUAGCAACCACGGCAAAUUCAUCUCCACUUCUGAACCAGAGAAGAGAAGACAUCCUCUCUCAUAAGGAGUGUCCAAAGACUCAAUUGACAUUGGAAAGUCAGCCGAAGAAAUACGGAUACUAUGAAAAUCCCAAAGGCCCUUGAUCAAGUGGACCGACUUUGUGGGUAAACAAACCAGCAUUCAGGACACUGGGUUUUCCACCAUCUACUCAUUGGCGAGUCCCUGUCCCUGCCCAUUUGAAUUUGACCUCCCUCUGUCAUCCCGAAAAGAGAAGAGCAGCCUCAAGUGACAUGCAAGUCAAGUCAAAAGAGGGGUUGGUGUUCCCCUGCACAGACAAACUUUGGGGUAGGUGGGAGGAGCCAGGGGGACCUGAAGAACCUUCUGGGCAUGCCCAAUCUAAAGAGCCCCCUGGAGAAAGAAAGCUUUCAGAGGACCCCAGGCUGGGGAGGGAGAAGCUGCCUCCUGGAAAAUUAACCAAAGACCCAACACAGAGAUGCAAGGCCAUCCUGGCCCCUGGUCUCUUUUCUGGAGCAGCUAUGGUCUUAGGGGAUUUGGGGCAGAAGAGAAGAAGCAGAGGUGAAGCCAGGGAGGGGACAGCCAAAGGGGUGAGUAGGUGACCUGUGGUUCCCACUCUGGAGGUUUGAAACUAUAAAAGUCUUAGGAAAGAUUCAGAUGUGAGGGGUUAGGCAAAAAGUGUCCUUACAGAGAGCAUGACAGGGCCAUCAGGGCCCCCACAGCUAAGGGUGGAAGUUGAUCUCUGAUGAGGGACCAGGGUGGGCAACAUGGCUGAGAACUGGGGGACUCUAGUCCCACACUCCCCCACUUUUCUGGUGCUGCCAGGCUUGGAUGAGCUACAUCUAGAUCUCAAGAGCCCUCUCAGCAGAGGUGAAGGAACCCUUCAGCCAAGCACCCUUCCACACUAGCAUGGGUGAUUAAUCCCAUCAUGCUGGUUCUCGGGAGCUCUGGCUGUUUGUCUGCACUGGAGGGAGGGAGGAGAGACUUGCAGCCAAGCCCAGUGCAUACAAAAAUAGGAAAAGCCAUGCUGGCAGGAGGGAGGAGCAUGCACAUAUCUGUGUGUUUGACUUUGUAUGUAUAAGUUUCGGGGGCUGAUGAUGAAGGACAGACAUGAUGGAUAUAUAACAUAGUCCAUAGCAGGCAAUAAUAGGGGCCUCCUUUGGGACGUGUGUGUGUGUGUGUGUGUGUGUGUGUGUGUGUGUGUGUGUUCAUGAGUGAAAUGGGGAAGAAGGUGCCCAAUCAGGACUAGCAAUGGAGCCUCAUCUUUGAAAAACCAGGAGAAGCCAUGUUGAGAUGGGGUUCUGAUGAAUAUAUGGAUGGAUGCAAGUGUGCAUGAAUUUGUGUGUGUGUGUGCACAUGUGCAGUCGUGUGUGCACACACACACACAUAUGCAUACAUCUGUGUACUGAAUGACAGGUUGGGGAGCAGGAUACAACCUGCAGGAUAGCCAAAAAAUGUAAAAGGAGAAGCCAUGUCAUCAGAGAUCCUUGUAUGAGUGUAUGUGCACACACACACACACACACACACACACACACACAGGUGUGCAGGCUUGUGUGUGUGCCCUAAAAACAGCAGGGGAGGUCAGAUGAGAUUGCUGUGCCCUGUGGGUGAAUGUGUGCUAUUCAGGAGUCGUGUGAAAAUGGUGUGUGUAUGUGUGUGCUGUGUGUGUGUGUGCGCGCUCAUACCCAA